Molecule: messenger RNA, 981 nt
Organism: Drechmeria coniospora
Lineage: Eukaryota; Fungi; Ascomycota; Sordariomycetes; Hypocreales; Ophiocordycipitaceae
Product: Protein kinase-like domain protein
Exons: 2
Coding region: 1-981 (326 amino acids)
Source: RefSeq, a predicted model, not a curated record
AUGCUCGGCGACGUCAUGAGCUGGGUCACGUGGUUCGCACCGGCUGCCGUUGCUGCCCCAGGCAUCGCACCUGCGGGAGCUGCAUCACGACAAGCCUGGACGCGCGUACACUUGGCCUUCACAUCGUCCCAUACCCUCUGCUUUUUCCCUGCUGCCCGCUCCCCGAUGCCACGACGUCGUCCCACGAUGCAAGGGCUAGUGAUUCUCGACGAUGCCCCUCCGCCGAAAUGGCCGGCGCCGAGGUCCUCCGCGCCGCCCCGUCGGGAGCAGCCAACUCUGGGCCCUCUGAAGCUGCGCUUCGUACCGAGCCCGCCCACCACGGAGACCGUGCGAUUUCGCUUUCGAACUCGUUUCGUCCACGCAACCGCCUCGCAGGUCGACGGAGUGCACCGCAACGUCAUCCGUCUCCGCGUCCAUCCAAGCGCCGCGGACAGGCUCGUCCAGAUCAUCUACACCCUUCUCCCGUCACCGUGGCUCGCUCGGUGCAAGGCAUCCUUUCCCGAGUGGAGUCUGCCGUCGUGCCUCGUCGUCAAGAAGCACAAGGACGGUUGGGACGAAGAGUUUGAGGCGGAAAAGGCAACCUACGCGAAGCUUGCAAGCCUCCAGGGCAUCGUCAUUCCCGAGUGUUACGGCGAGAUUCGCUACUGCGGCGCCAGGGCCCUUCUCCUGUCCGACAUCGGCGGCGCCUGUCUGGCGACACCUGCGGGAGCCUUGCUGGACGAGGCGACGUUUUGCCGCAUCAUGCACGACGCCCUGACCACGCUCACCCGAUUUGGUGUGUUGCAGGAGGAUAGAAAGCUGGACAACUUUCACCUCGUCGGCGACGCCGUCAUGGUUGUUGAUUUGGAGUCCAUGUCGGAAGGUCUGUCGGAUGAAGAGUUCGCCUCGGACGUUGCAUCCACGGUCAAGUGGCUGGCUCGCUUCUACAAGACCAACCAGCAUUGCUUUUUAGAGGACGGCUUCAUAGCCGUCGACGAAUAG